CCACCAGCACCGUCAACAUGCCGCGUUGCCUCAUGGCCAAGAAAUGGAAGGCCUAUCCUUGGCCGGAUCGCGUGGACGAUCCACAGGAGGAGGAAAACGAUCCUUCGGCUAUGCUUCAGGAACAGACGUCCCCGAGUCAUACGGGGAUUCAACAGAUAUCCGCCACGAUGGAGAAACGGCAGCACAGGCAUGAGCCGGAAGACGAGGAGAUCGACGUGGUCGGGGACACGGAUAGCAGGCAGGUCGAUCAUCAGCAGACCUGUUGGGGUCCGCACAGUCCUACCGCUGGUGCCACUGCACCUAGCCCACCGCCUCUCAACGCCUCCGGCGCUCUUUACUAUCAUGGUUACACGCACGAAUCGUGGAUCAACCACGAGGAGCCGCCAAAAUACGCGACCCUGCGUUCGGCAGCGGAGCUGGCCCGACCGGUGGUCCCGUCUCCUCCGCCUCCAGCCGCGCAGCAGGAGCUGCCGGUGGUGGUGACCGGGUCCAGUUUGCACCAACCACACCCAGUAGCCCCAACGACCACCCCUUCGUCGUCCGCGUCGUUGAGUCUACCUCCUAGAAAAAGCCUGUCCAUGUGUUUCACCAGCACCGGGACAGCUCUCUCGCUGCCCCCGAAGAAGAAGGACAUCUACCGACCCUAUAGCCUUCAGCCAACAUCGGAGAUCCGGACGUCGGCCGAGGAGGAUCUGUCAGCCGCGCAGGCGAUCCUCGACCUGAGCGCGUCACCGGCUGCGCCCACGCACUCGGUCUUCAUUCACACGCUAUCACCACCGCCGCCACCGCCGCCGCCGCCAACAGCGCCAACGGCGCCUAGCGCUGCGACGGCCGGCCAGCUGCAGCCGGCACAGCAGCAGCCUAUACCCGUGUCGGUGCUGGUCCCGGUACCUAGCUCGCAGACCAGCCAGCUGCGACAACAAGAACAGACGCCGCAACCUCAGUCACCUGCCACCGCCGAGGCGAACGCAGGCAACUGCUCCGCUGGUAGAGAUGGCAGCAGUGGCAGUAGCAAGACGGUCGCGUACACGUACGAGGCUUUCUUCGUGUCGGACGGCCGGUCGAAGCGUCGUGGGAACAGCACUAACGGCGCCGCGGUGCCCGACAAGGAGGCUACCCAACCGGACAGGCCGAAGUUCACCUGUACCGAGUGCGGUAAGCAGUACGCCACCUCCUCGAACCUGUCCCGGCACAAGCAGACCCAUCGCAGCCUAGACUCUCAAUCGGCGAAGAAGUGCAUCCAUUGUGGCAAGGCGUACGUGAGCAUGCCAGCUCUGGCGAUGCACGUGUUGACCCACAAGUUGGCUCACAGUUGCGGCGUAUGCGGCAAGAUGUUCUCCAGGCCUUGGUUACUGCAAGGUCAUCUCAGAAGUCACACAGGGGAGAAACCUUACGGGUGCGCGCAUUGCGGCAAAGCGUUCGCCGAUCGUUCGAACCUCCGCGCCCACAUGCAGACGCACUCGGCGGACAAAAAUUACGAGUGCUCCCGAUGUCACAAGACGUUCGCGUUGAAAUCGUACUUGAACAAACACCUGGAGUCCGCUUGCCUACGCGACGACGAGAUACCGCCGCAGCAAGCGGCCGGCAGCAACAGCAACAACGCGACGCAACACCAGCAGAGCAACAACCGUGGUUUGUAGCAGCGCUUCGACGACGCGAACGCGAUCAUCACCAGACGCCCGGACGUCCUUAGCGAGUCUAAGGAGAGCUAGCGGUCGUUCCCGGCCACUGCCGGUUAACAGCCGGGCUUUCGAGGAAAUCAGCAGGACGAGGAUAAACGCAUAAGGUUUGCCGUAGGUUUUAAGUAGAAAAGUGCCAGUAGUGAAUUUCGGGAAUAGAGAAGUAAACCGUGAGAUGUAGAGUAAAAAGAAAAAAAGAAAAAAGAAAAGACGAGGCAGGGGAAGGAGGAGAUCGAACGAACGAAGAGUUAGAGGAGGUGUCGGCUUCGUAAAAUAAUGUCUAACAUUAAUAAAAACGUCCAAUAAUGUUAAGUCUUAAAAAAAAAAAGGGGGAAAAAAGGAGAAACAAAACGAGAGAAACGAGAACAGAGAACACGUCGAACGGUGACGUCCACACUGCAGUCUAGUCACUCUAGUCGAUUAUACCUAAUACAUUAUGAUAUUAUAUUAUUAUAUAUUAUAUAUUAUAUUAUAUUAUUAUUAUUAUAUAUAUAUAGUAUAUUUACUAGCGCGUACGGUUCUAGUCGCGAGCUCGUUACGGAGACACUAUUUAUUGAUAAUUUAGCUGCCUAAUGAAAAAAAAAGAAAAUAAAACUCUUCGAUGCUUGAAAAUAUACCAAAAAAAGAACACACAUACACACACAUAAACGACAUACAUACAACAUGGGGAGAUACGUCAGUACUUGAAAAAAAGAUGCAAUAAUGAUAAAUGAUAACGUGAUUUCCAGCCGAUUUUCGAUUCAUCCCUUAACAUUCGAUGCACCCAUCGACGCCGUUCGUGAACGUCUCGCGAGAAUCGAAUCGCGUCGAAAGAACGAUCGUCGCUAGCUGGUACGCACAUCCAUCACCCCGAAACUCAUUUUACCGAAAAUUCAGACCCUAUCGACCCCGUUCGCACGUUCCUCUUCGAUGGAUCCUUCGGUGGACCACGUUAUAUUCGACCAGGGGUCGAUCUCACGGUGGAUGUACCUUAAUCCCGUGAACAAAAUUCACGUUAUUUUUAUUCCACGGUGUACAUUAUGUAAAUAAGAUAAUGGUUCACUUAUCGAAAGUGGAUGUUUAAUAAUUUCCUUUCUGCGAUGCUACACGAACGAAUACAAAGUGAAAAAGAAAAAGGAAAUUCAAGAUUCACACGGACACAGAGACACAAACACGUAGGGCAAAAUGAACACAAGCGUAUAUUUAGAGCAAAUUCAAGUAAUAGAUGCGUAAACAUUGUUAUACACAUAUUUUAUAGAAGCAAUAUAACGAGUAAGAAAAUAAUUAAAAAAAAAUAAAUAAAUAAAUAAAUAAACCAGUAAUAAUGACGACGCGUACGGUCAAAAAGCAAUGUUUCGACACAACGAAUUAUAUAAUUAUACAUAUAUAGAGGCGAACAUCGAAGUUUAACGCGAUGGGAAAUUAAAAAAAAAAACAAAAAAAAAACGAUGAUUUGCUUCGGUAUCGAACUUAUUCGAUCGUCCAACCACGCUCUUCGAUCAUUUUCGUGAUCGUAUGUUAAACUGUUCGAGUUUCAUGGUUUAUUUAUUUCACUGUCUCUCUAUGCUUAAUGAAAAAAAAACAAUUUCUUUCGUAUUGGUAAGCAAAAGCUAUUCCUAUUUUAGAAUCUAAUAUAUAUAUAUAUACAUAUUUGUAUUAGAAUGGUUGGAUAAAAUAAUGGGAGCAAUCGAGGAAUCAGCGACUCAAUGAUUCGCCUUUUUCACAACACCAAAUUUACAUUCUUAAGAAUUUAGUUACCUAGUAGCGUCACUUUGAUAUUAGUAAUUAACGACUGAAUACUAAUUAAAUAGGUAUUAUUCGUUCAUUUGCUACUCGAGAUACGGAAAAAUUAAUGUGCGCUGUAACCAACGAGAAAGUUGAUAAUACUAAAUCAAUCUUUCAUGUUUUAAUUAUUUAAAUAGAUAGGGGUUAAAUUUGUAACGUCGUCCUUAAUGAAUGAACAACGACGGACAAUAUUUCUUGUCGUAUCGAAUAUUACAUACAUCGAAUCUUGCUCGUUCAUCAUCGAUUAAACAUCGUACAUUAGUUAACAUCGUUCUUCCAAGUACAACGAUUAUGGAGAGACAGAGAAAUCCAGCCGAGAGACUCGAUCAUUUUUUUUCAAUCGAUCGACGUUGCUGUCGAAAGAUAGCAACGAUUGUACCAGGCCAAAUUAUUGUAAAAAAAAUAUUUUACAAAAAAAGAAAAGCGAAGAAAUCGCGAGAGAACAAAGAAGAGCGUGGAUCAGAGCCAGAAAUGGCUCGACGAUCCAACGAGUCCUUUUGUAAUAAUUAUUGCCGACAAAUAAUUACCGCGUUGCAUGUACAGAGUAGCCGACCUCUCACCGCCAAAGUAACGAAGCAAAAAAAGAAAAAAAUAAUGAACUGCAAAAAAGAAAAAAAAAAUGAAAAAAAAAAUGAGAAAGAACCGAAGCACACGGAGAACAGAAAAACGAACACGAUAUUCUUUGUUAUUUUUCCCCUGGUUGCUUAGACGGUUCGAUGGCCCAGAAUUCAGAAGAAAAAUCUGGUCGAUCGAAUUUAAAUUGAUGAGAAAAAAAAGAAGCUUUUCUAGUUUUUUCCUUUAAAGGAAAUUGAUUUCGUGAGUUGUGUGCCGUGCGUGCAAUUGCGAUCUCGCGUACGUAAAUAACAUACGAACGUAGAGCAAUAAAGUCCUAAGCAAUACUAAUUAAUUAAUUAAAGAAGGAAAGCAAUUAAUAUAAAUUAGUAAGUCGAUUCGAAUAGGAAGAAAUGAUGGCAGAAACGUUCAGGUGAACGCAAACGAAGCGCACCGUUUGACGCGUGUUUUUUUUUUUUAAUUUAAGGCUCGACGUGGACGAGCGACUUUUGUCGUUGAAAUUUUGCAAUAAUAUUUUCAAAAUGUUAUUGAAAUUUUAGAUAUUUGAUAUCGAAUUUAAAUGGAAUCAAGAAAAUUGAAAUGAACCUAGGUUGGUUUGGUAGAAUGGAUGAAGCAAAUACCAAAUCGAAUACUCAUUUAGUACCAUUCAAAAUUAAUUAAUUAUCCAUAAUCAUAUUCGAAACUUAUUAAAAUUAUUCUAACGAAAUAGUCACUCGUCUGCUCGAGUUCUUUCGCUUCGUUUCUAAUUGCAUUUAUUCUGUCUCAGUUUCAUUGUUUUUCAUUACUUAAUAAUAUAUUUAUUUCUUUUUCUCUUACUAAUUGUUAUCAGUAUUAUUAUUAUUAUUAGCGUUUGCAUCA
Messenger RNA from Osmia bicornis bicornis, 4874 nucleotides. RefSeq names its product transcriptional repressor scratch 2 (gene scrt). NCBI's taxonomy places the organism in Eukaryota, Metazoa, Arthropoda, Insecta, Hymenoptera, Megachilidae. Gene Ontology annotation, molecular function: RNA polymerase II cis-regulatory region sequence-specific DNA binding; DNA-binding transcription factor activity. The transcript has 3 exons. The record is from RefSeq and is a predicted model, not a curated record. The coding region runs from base 18 to 1640 and encodes 540 amino acids. Gene Ontology annotation, biological process: regulation of transcription by RNA polymerase II.